AACAGCUGGACGUUUUAGGAAGGAGAGCGAAACGCGAUAUGGCGGCGGGGGCUAAAAAUAGGAAUGCAUUUGUUUUGCCGAGCGGUAUCGCAGAAUCCUGCAGGGGCAAAGAGGGAAAAUAGCGAGAGCGAGUUUCGCUGAUCGCAGAGCGGCGGCAGGCUGCUGAGGGAGGCCUCGUGCGUCGCGUGUUAGUCGCGUGCGUCGCUAGCGGUUUUCAGGGGCGGCGCGCGCGGGUAUCGAUCGCGCAGAGGGUCGUCGCGCACGCCGUGCCGCGCCGCGCCGCCCGUUGCCUGGUUACCGGCUGUGGAGCGUGGGGGAGGCGAGGCCGACGGGGUGAGACGCUCCGCACCGUCCGCCCGGGCGCGUGCACGGCCGUCGGCGUUCAACAAUGGGCAUGCUUUAAUUUCUUAACGGUCUCGUUCAAACGCACUUCAUUCUUCUCAACUAUUUUUUUCUUAAAACGUUCUCUGAUUUGCCCUUAAUAUGGCUAUAGGGAACGAUAAUGUUUCCCAUAUAGUUCUAGAAUGUGUACAAUGCAAACAAAAUUUCACUGAAUUGAAGGAUAGUGAUUUACAUGUGAAGGAAACACAUCACAGAAUAAACGCACGUUUUCAAUGCCCGAAAUGUGAAAAAUAUUUUGGUAAUUACCAGAUUAUGCAGCUACAUUUACGAGUUCAUGAUUCAGAUGUUCAAAAAAGUGAUAUUUGUCCAACAUCUGAAAUAAACAUGUCCGAACAAUUGUCAAAAUCUAAUGAAGUAAAUGAAAAAGCGUGUUCCGAAGAAAUAAUAAAAACCCCAAACUUAGAUUACAGAAAACCUAACUGUUCACAAGCUAAGAAGACUGUUGGUUUAACAAAAAUUCGACUUGAAGAUUGCUUACGAUGUGAUGCAUGUUCGUGUAUAUACAUAGAUGAAAGUGAUUACAAGAAACAUAUGAAAAAUUUCCAUCGAACAAAUUCAAAUAGGAAACCAAAACAGAAGAAAGGUUGCAGAUCCUGUUGCAAGCAGUGCAACUGUCAGGGCAAUCAUCCAUCUCCGACGGUGCAGAAUGAAAGAGGCAACAACAAUCUAUUUCGUGUCAAUAUAAAGGAUCGUUGGACAAAAAUGGUAUCAUGUCGUUUGAACAAUCAAGAAUCCAAAUGUGAUGAAUCAGCAAUUAAAACAGAAAUCAAACCAGACCCUGAUACUGUGUCUGGAAUGCCUUCCUUAAUAGAUUACAGUGAUCUCCUCAGUCAAGUGGAAGUCAAAAUUAAAACUGAACCAGUUGAUGAUAUUGAAGAUUCAGGAUUUUAUGAAUGAUUAAUUUUUUAGUUUGUGGAAAAGGAACUUUCACGUUUAUUAUCAUAACAUAGACAUCAUUUUUAUAACUAUGUGCAAUUAUGUAAAAACAAUUCAAGUAUUAUUUAUUAUUAUAGAGAAUUUCUGUGUCAUUAAUUAGACAUUAACUAUUAUGGUGAAAAAUAUUCCUGUUAUAUUAGCAUAAAAGUGUAUGUAUUCCAUUAGAAGUCAUUUGUGUAAUGAUAGUUUUCUGAUGAAAGCAGCCAUGGAAUUAGCAGGUUCAUAUUCACAUUCUAAUACAUUCAGAGCAUUUUUGAAACAAUACAUGGGAAAAAAUUGAAUAAGAACCUUAUCUUCUCUGAAUAUUAUUUUUGACCUCUUUUUAUGUAGUAAAUUAUAUUUUUGAUAGAUUUUUAAGAGAUCUGAGAAAAUGAUGGAGCAUUUGUAUAAAGACCACUUGGAAAACUUCUAGUGUGAUGUUUACUUCAAAUGUUGUGUUAACUGUUCAUCUUGAAGAUAAAAAAUUGUUUGAUAAAGAAUACAAAAUGCAACAUGGUUAAUAAAAUGUUUAAUUAAUAAAAUAAUUCUAGUCAGUAAAAUAAGUGUGAUUGUCUUGAGGAAAUAUUUAAAUAUUCUUCAAUUUUGAAGAAAUGUAUCACUAUUAUUUACAGGAGAAUGAUGGGAUAAUGAUAGGUCGGUUCUUUAGACAUAAAUUAAUUGUCAGUACCAAAUAUUCCAGAGAAAGCAACAAUCAGGUUUUGUGUAAAAUUUUUCAGUAAUAUUUUUCCGUAUAUUUGAAUCAGUGUUGAAUUCAGAGGAUGUCCACAAGAGGAAAACCCCCUUCAGAAAGAGAUAAUUUCAUUUUAGUUCCUUUGUAACAACUAAUAAUUUUUAAUUAUUAUUCAUUUUGAUAAAAUUGCUUUUCUUUUAAAGUCAAAGGCACAUAUAAGUCAAUAAGUUGGUUCAUUCAAUUUUAUAUUUGCAUUUCUUGAGAGAUACCAAUUAUAAUACAUUAUAAAUAAUAUCCCUCAAGAAUAUAUCUAUAAGUUUUUUCUAUAUCAAAUAAUCAAUAAAUUUAAGUAUAUAUUAUUUUAAUAAAUCUCAGUGGUUGGUUGUUUUUUUCAUCAGCAAUGUUUCUUCAUUAAAUUUUGUCACAGAACCCUUUUUAAAGGAGGAAAAAUAGGAAAUAUUAAAGUCUAAAUGAGAUUUGCUGUUAAAAGCAUUAGAUUGCUGUUGUUCAAUGCUUCAAUUUGAUUGUGAUAUUUUUUUAUUUACAUAAUAAUUUUGAAUUAAAUUUUAAUGUGUAUUUGAGUUAAAGGAAAAUUUCAAAAUAUUGUUUUUUAAUUUUUAAAAUUCUAUGUAUGGCACCUUACCCAAGAAUUUGAUAUCCCUCCAAAAAUAAAAAAACACAACACUGAUUUGAAUUACGUGUUUAGUGUUCUUUUAAUAGCUAUUUUAAAAGAAAGAUCAUCAUGAAGGUAAUAAGGAAAUAAUAUUUAAUUAUUUGAAUUAUAUCUAAGAAAUGUAUAUAAUAAUAUAGGUGAAAACAUGAAUCCAAGUAAAUCUUUCUAGUCAACAAACUUAAGUCAUUUAUGUAUUUUUUAUCAGCUUCUAAUUUGUUGAUCAACAACUUUUAAUACAAUUAUACUGACAACUUGGGGAUAAGAAGCCUCCACUUCAAGUACAGUAAUAUUAAUAAUAGAAUUAAAUGUACAAAUGAGAAGUGUGUAAUGCAAUUGCAUAUAUUUAAUAAUUUGUGAUUGCACGUAAUUAUAUUAUUUUCAAGUUGUGGUCACUUUCUUUAUGUAAGUAGUCAAUUUUGGAAAUCUUUUUCCUCUUUAAUCUUAGGUGUUUAAAUUAUGACAAUGCUAUUUUGAAAAUGGCAAGAGGAGUAAUAACAUAUCUACCUCCAUUUAAAAAAAAUGACUUUUGCUUGUCAAUCUGGAGAUUUCAUACUUAACCUGACAGCUUCUUUAGUUAGAUGUAAGUAUUUAAUUUCUCUAAUUUAUGUUAUUUAUUGCUAUAUUAUAUCAUAACAUAAUAGAUCAAUAAUUUGAAGCAGAUUCUUUUUAACAAUGCAAAUCAGAAUAAAUAAUCAGUAUAAUAUAAUACAUAUCCCAGGUAUUUAAUUAAAUAUCUCAGUUAUGCAUAUUCAUAAUUUUAUCCUGUGUCACAAAUGUUCAUAAUAAUAGAAAUACUUUAUACAAAAUUAAAUAUGUAGGUGCUCAAAUUUUGUUUUUGCAUAACCAUGAGCUGAAUGAUUUUUUAUGUAAAUUAAAAUUGCAAGUGGAACAAGUCUUUAAUAAUAUGCCAUUUUGUACUUAUUUAUCAAAAAUAUUUAUUUAAUAACUAAUAUCAUGCUAGUCCUGAAAUGUGAUGAUGACUUCGCUUUGCCAAAACUGCCAAACAGUGUUCAAUGGUUAGUCAUUUAAUUUUUGUAUUAGUUAUUUUAAAUAAUGGAACUUCAGUGAUUUCAAGUAAUUUAUUGAUUUAACAUGUGUGUAUUUACAUGUAUUUCAAAAUUGUUUAAAGAAUCUACCCAUUACUUUUGUUCCAUAAAGACAUGGUCAUUUUUAUUGGAAUACAUAUUUAUAAGUAACAAACUUUAAAGGUGUAUUUGUUUUUUGUAAUGUUUUAAAUACUCUUUGGAAAAUACAUCUUUUCCAGUUGGCAUAUAAAAAUAGUGUAGUAUUAGUACAGUUCCUAUGUUUUGAGUGUCGAGUUCAAUUGGUUUGAAAUUAAUUCAUUUUUGAAGGUCACAUUGAAUAUUUUUUCAAAUAUCAGAGGUUACAUUGAAUGAAUAUGAAUGUAUUGUUAUUCACUUAAACCAUUGUUUAAACACAUAAUGUCACUGAUUCACAAAUUCCUAGUGCUAUAUAGACGUUACAACCAGAGUCAUAACUACCACCACUUGUGUCCUGAGCCAAGGGAGUUUCUCAGUUGAAAGAAAUAUACCUUUUUUUAUUAGAGAAUUUAUUUUAAAAAAAUAUUAAUUUGCUAACAAAAUGAAGAUUAAAUUAAUACAAGAUGAAACAAGAAUAAAAAAUAACAUUGAUCCAUGAGAUAUUUAUGGAAAAAAAUGUUCAUUCCAUGAAAGUGAACUCUUAAGUAUUAGGAAAUUGGUCAACCAUUACUAGAAAACAUAGUUAGGUUGGAAGAUACAAUAAAGAGAGGUAGGAGGGUCUCUUUCUUCAGGCUCCUAUGUCCAAAGUUAUGACCCUGGUAUUACUUCUUCUUGUUAGUUUACUGCUGUUGAAAUUCAUUUCUGGAUGUAUCAAUGUGUAUUGUAGUAAAAUGUGUUUGUAUCAGUGCCAAAAAAAUAUAAGAAAGAUAUUAUUGCAAUAUCGCAGAUGCUUCAUGAAUAAAAUGCAAUAUUUUUACAUUGUACAUGAA
Molecule: messenger RNA, 4671 nt
Organism: Gryllus bimaculatus (two-spotted cricket)
Lineage: Eukaryota; Metazoa; Arthropoda; Insecta; Orthoptera; Gryllidae
Source: the annotation of a GenBank genome assembly